AUGAAACUCUAUCAAAUGUUAAGCGAAGCAAAAUUAGAAUUAGCUGGCCGCACCCCACUUUUUAAUUAUGGUGGUCAAGAAAUUCUUAUUCAACAGCUCCAAGAUGAAAUUGAACGAUUGACAAAAAAAUCUUCCGAAGGACGACCUAAACCAAAUGACGAUGGUAUUAAUGUUACAGAAGUUCUUUUAAAACAAGAAAAUGAACAAUCAAAACGUCGACUAGAACAAGCAAAUAAUCGCAUUCAAACAUUAAUUCGUGAUAAAGAACGUUUAUUAGAAAUUAGUAAUAAUUUACGAUCACAAUUAAAUCGAUAUGAAGAUGAACCAGUAAUGAUAAAACGUCCACAAAUUGCUGAUGUAAUACCAACAAAUAUUCGUUCGAAUAUUCCAACUUCACCAAAAAAAGAUUAUGUUAAUCUUGAAAAUAAACUUCAACGACUUGAACAACUUCAAUAUGCUUUAACGAAACAAGAGUUAGAAAAUCGAAAACGAGCACAUCAAGUAGCCAAUGAAUUGCAACAACAACAACAACAACAACAACAAAGACCAACAAGUGCACCGGAAAAGACUGAAAAUGCAUUAAUGAGUAGUGGUAAUACAAUAACAACAAUAGCUUCGGAGAAUAUUCGUGAUUUAUGGAAAGUGCUUGAUAAUACACCUGGAAAGGGUCCUUCGAUAGCAAAAUCAUCAACACUUAAUGUUAAUGCUCAACGAAAAGCGCUAACAGGUCGUACAACACGAUUGUCUAAUCAACAACCACCAGUAACAGCUCGUGGUGGAGGAAGAGGAGGAAGUACUCGUCCGAAAAUUCGUAAUUGGAAUACUCGUGAUGAUUAA
Molecule: messenger RNA, 837 nt
Organism: Rotaria sordida
Lineage: Eukaryota; Metazoa; Rotifera; Eurotatoria; Philodinida; Philodinidae
Source: the annotation of a GenBank genome assembly